Leptopilina boulardi is the source of this 2981-nucleotide messenger RNA. RefSeq lists its product as uncharacterized. The transcript has 5 exons. The record is from RefSeq and is a predicted model, not a curated record. Bases 539 to 1243 code for a protein of 234 amino acids. NCBI's taxonomy places the organism in Eukaryota, Metazoa, Arthropoda, Insecta, Hymenoptera, Figitidae.
UUCGAGUGUGGCUCGCGCGGGAGAACAACCACCUUGGGGGCACUCUAGUAGUUGCGAUUCGAGCACAGUCAACCUUUGGACAUCCACCUGUGAGGUACUGACGGAGGUAUACGACCCCGUAUAUAAGAUUUAUAUGUAUAUGUAUAUGGAUCAUUUUAAACCAACCGGUAUUAUAUAUAGUGAGUGUGACAUGAUAUGAACGACGACGACAACGACAACUUGAGAAAACUCUAGUGACCCAGUUCAAGAAGUUUUUUUUCUAUUUAUUUAUUUACUUUUUUUUUUUUUGCUUUUCUAUAAAAUAAAACCGAUUUCCCUACUAACGAUUUUCUUUUUAUUUUCUCUUUAAAUUUCACCCUCGAUUCACGCAACAUAUAUAUAUUAAUGCGACCUUCUCUACAACCACUGGCACUGUGGAAAACGAUAUUUGCCACCUGGACUUGAGGAUUAUUUAUUUAUUUAUAGUGUGGUGAAUAAAAAAUAAUUGGUUUUUUUUUUUUAAUUUUUUGGAGGUUUACAAUUUUUUUUUCCUAAAAUUAUGGAGACUCGACAAUUUCUAACUGUGAUGUUCAAUUAUUGUGGAAUAAUUUUGCUAAUAAUCGGAGCCAAUCAUGUAUUAGCGGCGAAAAAAUGCGAGGGCAAUGGACUAAAAUACGUUUGGGGUGAUGCACUCACCGAUUCAAUUGACUGUAUAGGACCAAACAAUAUGCAAUAUCCUUCGGCGGCAAUAACUCGUAAUUUUAAAAGUCUUUGGACAGGAAAUAGCCGAGUGGGAAGAUCCCAUCAGCCACGAACAAUCGACCCUCAAUUAACAAGACAAGCGCUUCUCAGAAAUUAUAAAGUCGCUCAGGGAGAUUACAGCAUUGCUACCAACACCAGAUCCGCUCGCGCCUAUUCGACAAAGGAAACAUGUGGUUCACCGGCACGAUUAUGUAAGACGCGAUAUAAUACAACAGCGCCAAUGUAUGGCGUGAGUUUAACGAGUGGACAACCAGUCACGAUUGUUCAAAAAUUUCCCGAUUUGCUGCAACAAGUUGUAUUUGAGGUUUGCGAAUCAAAGGAAUGCGAACUAAUCCGCGGAGAGUGCACGCAAACUUAUGUGCCCUAUCUUUUUUUGGUGAUACCCCUUGGUCCUGUUACACUCACCGGGCAAGAUUAUGUUCUCGUUGAAAGUGGCUGUGUUUGUAAACCGAAAAAUUCAGUUAACGCUGUUACUAAUCCGCCAGUUGUGCCGAACUUUUAAUUUUAAUUUAUCGUCAAUUUUUUUUUAUUCAUUAAUUACUUUUCGAAACCAAAAAAGAAAAAGAAAUUUCAUCAAGAGAAACAAUUAUUAUUUUUAAUUUUAUCAAAAAUUUUAUAAUUUUUACUUUAUUUUUUUCUAAAUUAAGUAUAAUGUUGAAAAAUAUUUUUUCUAUGAGGAAGCAAAAAAUUUUUAAAAAAUUCUUUUUUUUUAAUUAAAAAUUUGGAAGCGUUCACUUUUGAAUUUUUCCAAAUUUUACUUUGGAAGCGUUAAUUUUUUAAUUUAUUCAAUUUUUUCUAAUUUUCAAAUUUGGUAGCGCUGAGAAUUAAAGAAAUAUACAUAAUUUCGAAGCGUUCAUUUUAUAAUUUUUUAAAUUUGAAAGCGUUCGUAUUGGAAAAAUCCAAAUUUUAAAAGCGAUUUAAUUUACAAAAAAAAAAUUUGCAAUUCAGAUUUUUGGAAUCAAAAAUUUUUGAAAAUAUCCAAAUUUAAAAACGCUCAAACUAAAUUUUUGAAAUUUGAUUAUUUCUGAAGCGUUAAAUUUUCAAAAAAAAUUUGAAAUUACUUUUUUGAAAAUUCAAAAAAAAAAUGUAAAUCUCUUGAUGAAAAUUUUUUUUCUAUUUUUUUUUCUUGGAAUUAUAAAAAUUAUUUUAUUUAAAAAAAAAAUGAAAAAUACUUCCAAAAUAUUGUUUUGGACGCGUCUAAAUAGUGAAUAAAAAGAAAAAGAUGAAAAAUUGUCGCGACAUUCUCAGAAUUUAGUCUUGGAAUUCGAUCGAGUUCACCAGCUAUACAAAGACUCGUUUUCUUGAACGAGAAUCGACGAUCAAACGACAGAAUCAACAGCAUCAGAGGGAGCAACUCAUGGAGCCGGUUUCGCGAGCAAAAUUUAUAAGCGCACACACUCCACAAGAGAAUAUUAAUGUUUUAUCUCGUAGGUGAGAUGUUCCUCGUUAAUCCGUUUGAUUGCUCUCUACCUUUUAUAUAUAUAUAUAUACAAUAUACAUAUAUAUAUUAUGUCAGUGUCAGAUUUAAAAAAAAGAACAAAAAAAAAUGACUCAUGUGUAUGUGUGCAGAUGUUGGGAGUUUCUUGACUCUUUGACUGCGAGCUAUUUUGCUCAUCUCCUCUCUUUAUUAUUGUACAAGAUCUCGAGAGUAAGUCAUCUCGAGUAGAUUCUUUCAAAAAAAAAAAAUUUCUUUUUUAUUUUGCCAUUCAAUUUUUGUCAGAAUUUUAUUUUUUUUUCAAUUUUGUCAACGAAGCUUAUUUUAAAAUUGCAAAUUUGGAAGUGUUCAUUUAUUUUUAAUUUAUUCAAAUUUGAAAGCGCUGAUAAUUUUACAAGAAGAAAAAAUAAUUUUUUUUCGAAUUAGAAGGCGUUCGAUUUUUUUCAAAAUCCAAAUUUGGAAGAGUUCAUUAUUGAAUUUUUCUAAAUUUUACAAAAUUUUACUAUGGAAGCGUUCAUUUUUGAAUUUAUUCAAAUUUUAAAGCGCUAAUACUUUUACAAAAAAAUAAAUUUUUUUUGAAUUAGGAAGCGUUUGUUUUGUUUUUUUAAAUCCAAAUUUGGAAGCGCUCAUUUUUGAAUUUAUUCAAAUUUGGAAACUGAUAAUUUUACCCAAAAAAAAAAAAAAAAUUGGAUUUGGAAACGUUUGUUUUUUUCGAAUUUUGGAAAUUCACGAAAAUGUAUUUACAAAAUUUUUUGGAAAAAUUUGAAAUUCGGUAGCGCUCUUUUUUUGAAAAAAAAAAUCGAAA